Messenger RNA from Cloeon dipterum, 1412 nucleotides. RefSeq names its product prostaglandin E synthase Su(P) (gene Su(P)). Gene Ontology annotation, cellular component: mitochondrion. The transcript has 6 exons. NCBI's taxonomy places the organism in Eukaryota, Metazoa, Arthropoda, Insecta, Ephemeroptera, Baetidae. Gene Ontology annotation, molecular function: prostaglandin-E synthase activity. Bases 166 to 1353 code for a protein of 395 amino acids. The record is from RefSeq and is a predicted model, not a curated record.
GAAUUAUUCAUGCAACCAACAUAUCGGACAGGACGAGCAAAAAGCCUAACUCGUCCUUGUGCAGGGGUUGCAGAGGUCGCAGCGCCCUCAGUGCCCGUCCUGACUAACUAAGGCGUUCGCCGGCAGCCCGUUGUGAUCAGCUGCUCUGCGAAAACUGCGGGCAACAUGAGUUUAUCCAUCAAAAUUCGGUCUCUGGUCCGCCCAGGCGCCCUGCUAUCGAAUUUCGGCCUGCCGAAGUCGGCGAUUCAGGGCACAUCAUGGAGCCAAUCUCGGCACUUCUCUGCGAUUCGCAUGUCGCCGAGGAAGAAGUUCUGGCUGGUCGCGUUGAUCGGCGUGACAGGAGGAGCCGCUGCCGGAGGAACCUACACCUUUUACCAGAUGAAGCAGGCCCGAAUUCCGAUCAUGAAUGCUGGCACUGGAACAGUUGGCACUAUCCUCUUAGAUAAACCUGAUAUUACACCUUCCAGAAGGAUCGUGUCUAAAACGGACAAAUACGACCUGCAGCUAGUUCUUUUCCAAUAUCAGACGUGUCCUUUCUGCUGCAAAGUGCGGGCCUUCCUCGACUACCACGGCUUCUCGUACGAUGUAAUUGAAGUGAACCCUGUCAUGAGGCAACAAAUGAGGUGGUCAACUUACAAAAAAGUUCCUAUCCUGCUGGCCAAGGUCGAUGGCGGCUACCAACAAAUGAACGACAGCUCUGUGAUCAUAUCAGCUCUGACGUCGUACAUGCACAAUCCGUCUGAAGGUCUGACUGCGGCUCUGAAAUAUUACCCCGCCAUCGAGUACAAAGACGACGAAGGAAACGUGAAGAGCGAGGUGAUGAACCGGCACUUCCUCAUGUUCGGCGAAACCAUGCCAAAGGGUCAGACCAAGGAAUCCAUAAACGAGGAACGAAAGUGGAGAAAGUGGGCGGACGAGGUUUUAGUGCACACCCUCUCCCCAAACGUCUACCGCACCAAAGAUGAAGCCCUGCAAGCCUUUAACUGGUUUUCCGAGGUCGGUGACUGGGAAAAGCAUUUCAGCAAAUGGGAGAGACUGAUGGUCAUCUACGUCGGUGCCAUGGCUAUGCUUAUGAUUGGAAAGAGGCUCAAAAAGAGACACAAUUUGAAGGGUGACGUUCGGCUCAGCUUGUACGACGAGAACAAUUUCUGGCUGAGGGAGUUGAGGAAGAAGGGCACCCCGUUUAUGGGCGGCUCAGAGCCCAAUCUCGCCGACCUAGCUGUCUACGGAGUGCUAAACAGUAUAGAGGGCUGUGACGCCUUCAAGGAUUUGGAGAAAAACACUAAAAUCGGUCCAUGGUAUUACGGAAUGAAGGCCGCGGUCGCUGACAGACGCGGUGCUGUCGUUCAAUGAAGGUUGUGUAAAUAGUUUUAGUAUUUACAAAAUAAUAAAAAGGCAUAACUUUUUCGAGA